This is a messenger RNA of Aureobasidium pullulans EXF-150, 534 nucleotides long. RefSeq lists its product as uncharacterized. Lineage: Eukaryota; Fungi; Ascomycota; Dothideomycetes; Dothideales; Saccotheciaceae. The record is from RefSeq and is a predicted model, not a curated record. The transcript has a single exon. The annotation marks the transcript as partial.
UGGUCCCACAAUCUUUGCUCGAUGGAUAGUUGUAGCUCUUGCUGCGGAACCAUAUGGUGCUCUCCAUGCAUCUACGGUCGCACUGCCUGGCGACUCGAGCAAUACCCCCAAGAUCCAUCUUCGUCGUCCGGCUUUGAGUGGUGCAACGCACCUUGCCUGGGAAUGUUCGCCGGGUGGCUUCUGCUCAUACCUUGUGUCUCGGUGUGGAUGCAACGCAACGUUGUACGCAAACGCUUCAAUCUCCCAGGCAAUGGCUGUACCGACUGCCUCGUCAGUGUCUUUUGUGGUUGCUGCGCUCAAGUCCAGCACGAGAACGAACUCAAAGAACGUGCCGAGAAAGAGAUGUUGAUGAUUGAUCACCCACCAACGAGUCGCGAUCGCAUGGUCUAUGCUGAGCCCGCCGAUGUCCGGCAACCGGCUACGAAUCAGCACAUCCCGCCCCCAAGAUACGAGAGCGCAGAUCGAAUCGCUACCAUGCAAACAAGAGAAGGAGUCGAGGGUCAGUCGGAGAAAAUCAAGAAGGAAGCGUUCUGA